Messenger RNA from Parastagonospora nodorum SN15, 879 nucleotides. RefSeq lists its product as hypothetical. The transcript has 2 exons. Bases 1 to 879 code for a protein of 292 amino acids. The record is from RefSeq and is a predicted model, not a curated record. Lineage: Eukaryota; Fungi; Ascomycota; Dothideomycetes; Pleosporales; Phaeosphaeriaceae.
AUGUUGAUGAAGCUUCCAACCCUCCAGUCACCUGUUCUCUCCUUUGGGGAACAAGCUAUAGAACUCUUCCAAUCGCAUUGGAAGACUCUUGAGCACGAGGCAAAUCAGAUCGAGAGCAAUCUCGAUGACAAGCGAUCAGAUAUCAAGGACUUGGUAAACAAGGUUGAGAAACUAAACUCUGACUUCAAACAAUUCACGUCGGAGCUUGAGGUUGAGAAUGGUACCACGAACGUCUCAAAUCUGCUCCAGCUUCGUGAGGAUCAUUCGAGUGCUAAGGAGAAGUUGCAGGCUGCUCGGAAAGCAUACGGUGAGCUGGAGCUCGUCCGAGCGGAACUCCUCCAGAAACUUCGGCAACUAGCAAUUGAUACCCCAAAAGUAUUAGUUGAAUCGCGCGAUCAAGAAUGGGACCUGGAAGCCCUUCAGAUACGAUUGACUACAGCUGCGCAGUCUGACCAUGUCGCCUGCUGCGCAAAGGCUGACAUUAACGUCAACAAUACACUAUUCCGUCCGAUAGAGGCGCGUGUGUAUACGGGCAGUCGAGAAGGUGCAGGCAGUUGGAAGGACUGUACGCUGGUCCUGGAAUGGUUCGCUUCGCGGUUUCAUUUUGCCUUUUAUAAGAACCAAAAACUGCUGUUCAGGAUGACAGUACAAGACACAACGUACGUGGUCGCUGCAGACGAGAAAUUCGAUAUACCGGUGUCGAAGCUCCCCACUCGUCGAGUCCGGGGGGCAUAUUCAAAGCUCAUUAUCGACUAUGUUCUUCCAUCUGGGGACUCUAUUGAGAUAGAUCACGGUUACGAACGCGAAAUCCUGGAUAUCCUCCCAAUUAUCACAAAGGCACAGGGCGAAGGCCGGUGCACUGCCUGCGAGGAGGAUUAG